UCCUUUUGGACAAAAGUUAAUUAUUUGACUUAAUUGUUCUUUUUUUGUUCAUAAGAAAUUGAAUUUUUUAUAUUUUUUUAAUAAGAGAUGUAUCUGUGAUCUAAAGUAAAAUAUUCUUUGUGAAAUUUGAAGUUUAUAUUAGACUUUUAUCUUCAGUUGUAUUGGUUAGUUUUUGCUUUUUCUCAUUUGGAUUGUUUUUUUUGUAUGUUUUUGUUUUUUAAUCUUCGAUUGUUAAAAUGUCUCUGGUUCCUGAUUAUAUAUUCAUGCAGAAUUUAUACCCUGUUACGUCGACGUGUUUCUUCACUGUUUCCAGUGGAGAUUUUCUGAUCACUGGCGAUGAGAAAGGUAUAAUUAAACUGUGGGAUCUCGUUAGUUACAAGAAGACGCUGUUAUUGGAAGCUCAUGAUACUAGAAUUAUGUCUAUUCAAAGUGAUUCGGAUAGAAAAUUGAUUCUUACACAAUCAAGAGGAGAAAUUAAGAUUUGGAACUACAUGGAAACACAACCGGCAACCUUAGAAUUGACAAAAAUAUACCAAUCAUCUGUUGUCAGUCUAUCGAAUUGUUGUUUACUCUCAAUGAGAACUGGAAACUAUUUACUCGCUUGUUGUUCAACAUCUGAUUCAAAUAUUGCAGAUCUUCAUCACUCUGACAUGGAUUCUGUCAUUCCGAUAACUUCUCAAUCAUCUAAUCAAUUUGGUCUAUUGAUGGUGAUGAAAUUAGUUUAUACCAAAGACCCGAAUCAAGUAGUCUUAUUAACAGGAUAUGAAUCCGGGAUAUUAAAGUGUGAUAAUAUUAAACUGGAUAUAAACGAGAAGAUAAUAAGUGUAAAAGACUGUCACUCAUUGUCUCUGUUCAAUGAUAUGAUUACUUCAAUUGAUUUUGACAGUUUAUCAUCUAAAGGAGUUUGUGGCUCAGUUAAUUCCAAGCUUAUUAUCUUCACUAUAAAUGAUUUAGACUGUGAACAAUUUAAAAUAAAUAUUGUUAAAAGUAUUGACAUUGGUAAUGAAGGAAUAAGUUCAAUAACAAUCCGACCAGAUUAUCGUUUAUUUUGUGUUUCAUGUUGGGAUUCAAGAGUAAAACUUUUCUCAUGGAAAACAUUUAAACUUCUAGCAGUUUUGGACAAACAUAAACAAUCAAUUAAUUCAAUUUCGUUUUCGAAGAAACUUUUAAAUUGUUCGAAAAUGUUAUUAGCAAUUUCAUCUAAAGAUAAAACUGUUUCUUUGUGGUCUCCUUAUAGCGAAAAAAUAAAUAUAACAAGCAAAUAAUUUAAUAAUUGAUUCGAUUUAAUUACAAAUGGUUGAUGAGAUUAAUAAUCAAUUUGGGUUCUUUUUACAUUUUUUGGAGAUUUAGUUAAAUAGUUUUUUGUUGUCUGUGAUUUUCUUGGUGUUUUGUUGUUG
Panonychus citri (citrus red mite) is the source of this 1397-nucleotide messenger RNA. Its product is annotated as guanine nucleotide-binding protein subunit beta-like protein 1. The record is from RefSeq and is a predicted model, not a curated record. Bases 237 to 1265 code for a protein of 342 amino acids. Gene Ontology annotation, molecular function: protein binding. Lineage: Eukaryota; Metazoa; Arthropoda; Arachnida; Trombidiformes; Tetranychidae. The transcript has a single exon.